This is a messenger RNA of Capsicum annuum, 1343 nucleotides long. Its product is annotated as late embryogenesis abundant protein 31. The record is from RefSeq and is a predicted model, not a curated record. The transcript has 3 exons. NCBI's taxonomy places the organism in Eukaryota, Viridiplantae, Streptophyta, Magnoliopsida, Solanales, Solanaceae. Bases 152 to 1021 code for a protein of 289 amino acids.
CCAAUAGCCACUUGUCUCAAAAUCUCUCCACCUUAUUCCAUAAAUAAUUAGUAUCCAUUUUUUUCGUCUAGCCAUAUCGAACAUCUUGUUCAAAAUUUCCAAGUGAAUCCCCUCAAUCGUCAGUGUUACACUUCACCCAAUUUUAACAAAAAUGAGUCAACAACAACAAUCAACAAGGCAACAAGGUGAUCAAACUUCCGAACCAAUCAAAUAUGGUGACGUUUUUUGUGUCAAAGGUGAGUUAGGAGAAAAGGCUGUUAAGCCAGAAGAUGCAGCUAUGAUGCAGAGCGCUGAAACUGCUGUGCUAGGGAAAACAAAAAAAGGUGGUCCAGCAGCUGCCAUGCAAUCUGCUGCUAAUGUUAAUGUUAGUGCUGGUCUUGUUCAACCUGGUGAUGUUACUGAUGUUGCUGCUAGGGAAGGUGUUACUGUUACUGGGACGACUGUUCCUGGUGCUAAUAUAAUUACUGAAUCUGUUGCUGGACAGGUAGUUGGACAAUACAUCCAGCCAACAGGAGCCGGCAUUCAAAGCAGUCGUGGGACUGCUGGUGGAGGACAGCAACAAGGGGUAACUAGUGGCAGUGGAGGAGGGCAGCAGCAACAAGGAGGCGGUGGUGGUGGUGGUGGAGCAAUCACAAUAGGACAAGCUCUUGAAGCGGCUGCACAAACAAUACCUGGCAAACCAGUGGAUCAAUGCGAUGCAGCAGCAAUACAAGCAGCUGAAGUACGAGCAACAGGCAGUAAUGUUAUCAUUCCCGGUGGCGUAGCAGCCACUGCUCAGUCGGCUGCCGCUUAUAAUGAAUCUAUGAUAAGAGAUGAAGACAAAGUUAAACUCGGAGAUGUCUUGUCUAGUGCUACUAAGAUGUUGCCAGCGGAUAAGCCAGCGACGAGGCAGGAUGCGGAGGGAGUAGUAGGGGCAGAGUUACGGAACAAACCAGACAUGUCCACCACUCCUGGGGGAGUCGCUGCUUCCGUCACUGUAGCUGCCAGGAUGAAUGAAAGGAGUCAACAACAACAAUCUUAAUUUUCUGCCUCAUCUACGACAUCUGGUUGCUUUACCUUCCCCAGCUUGAAAGUUCAGACUAAUAUCUCUGUCUUGUGCCUUGUCGAGUCUUUCCUUUUUUUUGGUUGUGUUGUGUGGUUGCCUUUGGACUUGUAAGCAACCAACAUACAGUUCUGCUCGUAUGUACGCGUUUACUUGGCCACAGUAUAGUAGUCGGAUAUAGUCGAACAACUGUUUUUUUUUACAUGUUAUUAAUGUUGUCAUUUAAUGUCUGCAGCCACUGUAAUUAACUACUGCUGCUCAAAGUUACCUGGUUUGCACUUUGCAGCACAUUUCAAGUGAA